AGGUUCCAAAAUUUUGAUAAAGCUGCCCUUCCUCGCUUUUCGUUCCUCUUGAGUAGAUACUGAUCCGCCCACGACUCCUUGGGGUACUUUAUAUACUGCAAACCAUACGGGUACAAGUUCAAGGUCUUCGUCCACGCCCUGUAGCAUAGAUUAGUUUUCUCCUUUUUGGAUUUGUCUGCAUCUAUGGCGAAUUGUCAGGGCUGAACUGCAAAACUGAUGGAGACCCGUUUUCCUCUUGGUUGAUUUCUAGAAGUAAAAACGCAAGGUGGGAGGCUAUUGUUUAAUCAACUACGCUAGUGAUUGAGUGAAACGACAACAAUGGCCAUCUGAUAGUACUUUCGGCUUCCUGGUUGAAGCGGAGCAAAUCCUCUUCGCGCUAGCUCCUUCACGGGAAUAAGGAAGGUACCAAAUAGAUUGUUCUCCAUUCCAGUAGUCUCUCUGACAUGCAGUAGAAAUAGGUCCACCUCAGUCCACUUGAACCCACUGCCGCACUUCCUGUUGAUUACAUUUAGAGAAAACGACCUUGAUUCUCGUCGGUCGUCGUGUUCCUUCUUCAUUUUUGUACUUUACUCAUUCAAGGUAGGUCCUACCGAAAAGAAAGUCUUCUUCUUCUACUAGUUGGCUACUUCGUUUCAUUUCGCCAGCAAUUUCUACUAUAAACUCACAUCUAACAGGUGCCGCGCAGUGCUGGCGUACAAGCCAACGGGGUGGCCGUGUCGAUCCAUUUUGAACUUUAAUGUUCUUUCUUGGCAUUUGAACCGCAAAGUCGCCGCCACGGAGAGACUUCCAUCGCAGGCCGUAAAUCCACGGGUGUGUGCAGUAUAGACUGCACUGCUCUGCUUCAUCAUUUCGCGAAGCUGUGCUCGCAUGCGGGUCUCCACAUACUGCCCAGAACAUGUAGCCGCAAUUUCGGCAAAACUGGUGGGGCUUACGAUCGUGGUUCGUUUCCACUCUUCGCGAAGCUUCUCUAGUAGCUGUUCCGAAGACAGCCACCACUUCUCCUCCUUUAAAUCAAGGGACUCAAGUCGCAUGUGCUUGUUGACGUGGAUUGCUAACAACUUGCGGCGCUUCGUGGUGACGCCAACUAUAACUGCUCCAUGGUAUGCGGAGCGUUUGCGGCACACGAUCAUCUUCACUUGCCUCAGCCAAGGCGCGAGAGCACUCUUUGAGGCCUUUAGUUGCAGCGGAAGAAGCUUGCGGCUUUUGACCGGCACACACUUCGGACAUACCGCAAGAUCUGCAGCGGCCUCGGGAGUAUCUUCGAUAUGA
Amoebophrya sp. A25 is the source of this 1269-nucleotide messenger RNA. NCBI's taxonomy places the organism in Eukaryota, Dinophyceae, Syndiniales, Amoebophryaceae. The record is from the annotation of a GenBank genome assembly.